ACAUACACACACAGACCACACGGUGCGGAACAAUAAACGAAGUUGGAAUCCAAACCCAGACGUCUCCACUGGAGUUUAAGGCUGAGCUACUGGAUCCGGGCGGCGGGCUUCCUUCUCUGCCAGCCUCCUUCAGUCUCUCUCCAUUACGCACAGCAAAAGCCUGGAGAAGGAAGUGAAGUGACCAAUGGAGAGGCGAAGACAAUGCUCAGAGCAGCCCGCUGGGGGCUAAGAGGAGGUAGCGCCCGGUAGAAGCAGGUCGGAAAAGUAAACUUGAAGCAGGUGCGACGCAGAAUGAGGACGAGUCAGCUCCUGGACUGCCUUGUCCCGUGGGCUCCCUGAGCCUUGGGCGCGCCCGUGACCCCCUCCCCCUUCCCCAAGCUCCUAGUCGGUUUCGGCGGCGCAGGUGGGCGUGACAGCGCCUGGCAGGGAGCUCCGCCGCUACUCGGGGCGCUGCGCCUGGGAGGAGGAGGAGAAGAAGAAGAAGAAGAAGAAGAAGGAAGAGAGGAGGAGGCAGCGCCCGUGGAGGGGCCAGGCUAGGCGGAGACGGACGGGGCAGUAGCGCCAUUCGUGCGUUGGAGCGGCCGCCGCCAGUGUAGGAGCUGGAGUCCAAGCCUGCCUGGGACAGCGCGGUGCAAGCAGUAGAGCCCCGCGUCGAGGGGCAUCGACUGCUGGGCAGGAAGCCAACCGACCCAGCAGGAUAAGUGCUUCGCAAUGGGAUUGCUGCAGCCGCCGCCGCCGCCACAGCUACGGUCUCAUGUAACUCCAGUGAGCUUUUGCCAGGCGAGAUCGCUUAGAUUUCUUGUCUCCCCGACCCAGGUUUUCUUACUGACCAGCUAGGGACCAAGGAGGCGGAAGGAGUGAGGGUGUGUGUGUGCAUGAGAGGGCUGGACGGGUCAAGCUUCUGUGCUUUGACCCCCUAAUGCUCCCUCCCCUCCCUUCCCCAUCCCCAUCCUCCAAUUGCCUCUUCCCUUUUUUUUCCUCCUCUUCUGCACUUACAAACCUUGCUUGCCCCUGCAGGCUUGCGGGGUUUGGAAGCUGAGGGGAAGCUCCAGCCCGGGGUUUUUCCACCCGGUUUGUCUUGUACUCCUCUCGGACUGGUACUCUCCCGGACGCACGGCUUACCCAGCAGAGCUGGGCCAGUGCUGCUCUGGGCCGGGGACAGCCUCGGGACAAGGAGAAGCGACGACGUUGCCCUAGUCUCCCGCGGCACGGUUCACUGAGGGAGGCUCCUGCGUGGAGCUGCCGCUCGCAGCCAGGGGAAAGAGAAGUCGGCAAUGAAGGCACUGAGUCCGAGUAGGGAGCACCCGAGCGACUCUGCUCCGGGGCUCGGGGCCGGGAGGGGACCCCUCUACUUCUGCUCUUGUAGUGGGGUCAUGGAUCUCCAGCUGACGACCAACAGCACAGACUCCAGCGACCGUGGGGGGUCCUCCAACGAGUCCUUGUGGGCCGCGGAGAGGCAUCCCCCGAGCCAGUAUUCGCCCGCGGAGGUGGCUGGCAUAGCGGCUGUGGUGAGCUUUCUCAUCGUCUUUACCAUCGUGGGCAACGUGCUGGUGGUUAUCGCUGUGUUGACCAGCCGUGCCCUGAAAGCACCCCAAAACUUGUUCCUUGUGUCCCUGGCCAGCGCUGACAUUCUGGUGGCCACUUUGGUCAUGCCAUUCUCGCUGGCCAACGAGCUCAUGAACUACUGGUACUUCGGCAAGGUGUGGUGCGACAUCUACCUGGCGCUGGACGUCCUCUUCUGCACCUCCUCCAUAGUGCACCUGUGUGCCAUCAGCCUGGACCGCUACUGGUCCGUGACGCAGGCGGUAGAAUACAACCUGAAACGUACCCCGCGCCGUAUCAAAGGCAUUAUCGUGACUGUGUGGCUCAUUUCGGCCGUCAUCUCCUUCCCUCCGCUCAUUUCCCUCUACCGGGACCCGGAGGACGACCAGUACCCUCAGUGCGAGCUCAACGACGAGACGUGGUACAUCCUUUCCUCCUGCAUCGGUUCCUUCUUCGCGCCCUGCAUCAUCAUGGUGCUGGUCUACGUGCGCAUCUACCGGGUGGCCAAGCUGCGGACACGGACGCUGUCUGAGAAGCGCACGGUGCCCGAGGGCUCGUCCCAGACGGAGAACGGGCUCAGCCGGCCGCCCGUGGGGGCAGGGCCCUCGACCGCCGCCGCUGCCGCCACCUCCCUGCGUCUCCAGGCUGGGGAGAAUGGGCACUACCACCUCCACCAUCACCACCACCACCUUCACCAUCACCACCAUCAUCACCACCACCAGCUGCGCAAGAGUGCCGAGCUCGAGGACAUCGAACUGGAGGAGAGCAGCACCUCUGAGAACCGGCGCAGGCGGCGCAGCCGAGAGGAGGCGGCAGCCCGCAAGGGCAGCCGCGGCUUCUCCUUCUCCUUUUCCUCCACCAAAGGAGGCCCGUCGGCUGGUGCUGGGAGCCGCCUGUCCCGGGCCAGCAACCGCUCCCUCGAGUUCUUCUCGUCCCACCGGCGCCGCAAGCGCAGCAGCCUGUGUCGCCGAAAGGUGACCCAGGCCCGAGAGAAGCGCUUCACCUUCGUGCUGGCUGUGGUCAUGGGCGUGUUCGUCGUUUGUUGGUUCCCUUUCUUUUUCAGCUAUAGCCUGUACGGCAUCUGCAGGGAGGCCUGCCAGGUGCCCGAGACGCUCUUCAAGUUCUUUUUUUGGAUCGGUUAUUGCAACAGCUCCCUCAACCCUGUUAUCUACACCAUCUUCAACCAAGACUUUCGGAGGUCCUUCAAGCACAUCCUGUUCAAAAAGAAGAAGAAGACCUUCUUUCAGUGACCCCCCGGUGGGCUUGGGGUGGGGCUGGGAGGAGGAAGGAUGAAAAGGAGCCCCGAGGGGGCGGCCGGGUUGGACCGGAGCAGGAGGAACUGCUGAAGGGGUGGCUCGGCAGUUGGGGAAGAUGUGAGGAGAGAGGUGGAAGGACACCUGGGGGGAGGGUGGAGGAGCAAGGAGGGAGGAUUGAAGAGGAGAAGCGGAGGAGGUGGUGGAGGAGGGAAGGAUGGAAAGGAAAGGAAGAAGGAAAAGGAGAAACCUUAGUUCGAGGUCUGCGCGAAAGCUGUCUUCCGAAGUCGCCCGGCCGGGUGCAAGUCCUCUGGACUCCGGCUGAGGGCGCCCACUGAGGGCAAGGUUUGGCCUGACCGCCGGACCAGAGUUUGGACAGCUGCAGAAAGUAGGGGGGAAAUGAGGAAGGGGAGAAAUUAAGGGGAAAGGGCUGGCUUGACCGUGAAGGGCAUCGACAAUCUAAAAGUAUUUAAAAUGUUUGCCAAAAAGGAGGAAAAAAAAGAAACCAAACUAUUUUCUAAAUAAACCUUUGUGAUCUAAACUUUUCAGUUGCGCCAGUACUUAGAGUCGGACAGAGAGGGAGAGAUGGGAAAUUGGGCGGA
Messenger RNA from Phascolarctos cinereus (koala), 3397 nucleotides. RefSeq names its product adrenoceptor alpha 2C (gene ADRA2C). Gene Ontology annotation, biological process: platelet activation; regulation of vasoconstriction; regulation of smooth muscle contraction. The record is from RefSeq and is a predicted model, not a curated record. Gene Ontology annotation, molecular function: epinephrine binding; alpha2-adrenergic receptor activity. Lineage: Eukaryota; Metazoa; Chordata; Mammalia; Diprotodontia; Phascolarctidae. Gene Ontology annotation, cellular component: plasma membrane.